AUGGUGCCGUUCGCGGGAUACUCUAUGCCGCUACAAUACGCGAACCAAAGCCACCUCGAAAGCCACCAUUGGACGAGGAAGCACUCUAGUUUGUUUGAUGUGAGUCAUAUGGUUCAACAUCACCUUAUUGGCCCUGGCGCGAAAGACCUUCUCAUGAAGAUCACUCCUUCGUCUCUCGAUACUUUAAAAGACAACUGUUCGACGCUUUCUUGCCUUCUCGAGGAGAGGACAGGCGGCAUCAUCGAUGACACGGUCAUUACUCGCCUCGGCUGUGAAUCAUUUUACUUCGUUACGAAUGCAGGGAGGAAGAAAGAGGAUUUGGAUUUCUUAACUAAAGAAAUUGAGGCUUUUAAACAACUACACGAUCCAUCGACUCGUGCGUCUGUUAUCCACUGGUCUAUUCUCAACAAUAGAGCUCUUGUGGCUCUGCAAGGUCCAUCAAGCGCUGCUGUUCUCCAGCCCCUCAUUACUCGUGGAGAAGCGUCUGUAGAGACAGACCUUAGCACGCUCUACUUUGGCCAGACCCGCCAGUUGCACCUUACUUUUCCUGACGGCUCUCAUACCCCUGCGCGCCUUUUGAUUUCUAGGACCGGGUAUACUGGAGAAGAUGGUUUUGAAAUUUCCAUACCCACAGAUCAAGAUCCGCAACUUCCACGUCGCAUUACAAACCUUCUCUUAUUGAACUCGGAAGUUCGGCUUGCUGGCCUUGCUGCCCGUGAUUCUCUCCGUCUUGAAGCUGGGAUGUGUUUAUAUGGACAUGACAUAAGCACUGCACACACACCUCCUAUUGCAGGGCUUAGCUGGGUUGUCGGUAAAGAGCGUCGUGACGUUUCGUCGCAAUUUUCAACUUUCAACGGAUCUUCGGUCAUCCUCCCGCAGCUAGCUUCUCCCGGCAAGAUGCUAAACGAGCGGCGCAUAGGUCUCACAAUCGAGGCGGGGGCACCUGCCCGCGAGGGCGCCGCUAUUGUUGACUUGGCUGAUGGAAUGACAAAGGUUGGGGUUGUUACGUCAGGACUUCCUAGCCCUACACUAAAUGGCACCAACAUUGCCAUGGGCUAUAUAAAGCAAGGCUUCCACAAGAAGGGCACCGAAGUGGGUGUCCUUGUGAGAAAAAAGCUGAGAAAGGCAACCGUCACCCAGAUGCCCUGGAUCGAGAGCAAGUUUUAUAGGGCCUAG
Ophidiomyces ophidiicola is the source of this 1176-nucleotide messenger RNA. It is a transcript of the gene GCV1, whose product is annotated as Aminomethyltransferase, mitochondrial. Gene Ontology annotation, molecular function: protein binding; aminomethyltransferase activity. NCBI's taxonomy places the organism in Eukaryota, Fungi, Ascomycota, Eurotiomycetes, Onygenales, Onygenaceae. Gene Ontology annotation, cellular component: mitochondrion. The transcript is spliced from 2 exons. Bases 1 to 1176 code for a protein of 391 amino acids. Gene Ontology annotation, biological process: glycine catabolic process. The record is from RefSeq and is a predicted model, not a curated record.